Penicillium oxalicum is the source of this 1068-nucleotide messenger RNA. RefSeq lists its product as uncharacterized. The record is from RefSeq and is a predicted model, not a curated record. The transcript has a single exon. Bases 1 to 1068 code for a protein of 355 amino acids. Lineage: Eukaryota; Fungi; Ascomycota; Eurotiomycetes; Eurotiales; Aspergillaceae.
AUGACUACCGAGUUUCGCAUACCCAUUCACCAGGGACCACCCGCCCGAAAGCCGGUCACGCACUCUAGCGCAGGAUACGCCUAUCCACCUUACGACGCUCCGCGCAACUUCUCCUCGCACUCUGCCUACGCACCAUCAACUCACAGCCGCACUCGGACCACGUCGUCGAGUGUGCUGCCAGGCUCUGUGGCUCUCUCAUCACAAUACCCAGGGGGUCCCGGUGCGCCUAUGUCACAGCAAGCGAUGGGACCUCCUGGGGCCUUCCCGCCGUCUCGCCGUCUAUCCAGCACGACCACCUCCACCAAUUCCACCGGCCACAUGACUCAGAGUGGACUGGAUAUUCGACGCAGUGCGUCCAAUCGCUCGGCGGGCUCUCAGCUUGGAUACGUGGCACUCAUGCGGCGCCAAAAGGCCACCGUCUGGUGCGACCGGGCCCAGCCCGAAGAUGCUCGAAUGCGUGAGCAGGCGCUCCGAGAUAAGAAGCGGGCGUACCUGGAAGUGCAUGGGAGCGGACGCGCAUCCACGAUUGCUAGCGGCAAGAUUCGUCAUGGCACGAAAGCGGGAAUGGACUUCUCCCCAUCCAAUCUGGUCAGUGCGAGGGUGCCGGUUCGCCUCAGUGCCAACGAGAUUGGUGAGGAGGGUGACGAUGCCCGCAGUACGGAAGAGCGUAUGAUGCAUCGCCGAACAGGCAGUGGUCGCAGUUCCGUCGGCAGUAACCGAGUCUCCAGCGGAUAUCAGCGUCAGCCCGGGACAAUGGGCAGCAACAGCACGCCGCCCAAUGAAAAGUCGGAUCUUCCUGGUGUUUCGGAGAAUACCACGGGCGAAAAAUACGCCGAGGAGAAGACUCGACUCUCGUCCCUCAAGGAUGAUGCUGCCACCACGCAUACCACGAACAGUAGUGAACAGGACGAUUUUGUUCCAGAUAUGGAGGCUCCUUCUGCGGCAACCAGUGCUGCUCAUAAGGCCAAAAAGGUUGAUGAUCUCCGGCGACGUGGUAGUGUUGACGACCGGACAACAUCCAUGACCAAUGUGCGACUCUUUGUGGCUAAUCCGGAUCUGAGCGACUAG